Molecule: messenger RNA, 384 nt
Organism: Protopolystoma xenopodis
Lineage: Eukaryota; Metazoa; Platyhelminthes; Monogenea; Polystomatidea; Polystomatidae
Source: the annotation of a GenBank genome assembly
AUGCAAGGGCCCCCACGGCUUAUGGUGUUGCUAAGAGUGCUUUUGAGAGGCGUUCAUGAGAACCCCCAAACUCCACGAUGGCGUUCCCAUCCUCCCUUCACCCACCCUUGUGCUGGGAAUGUUGCCCUCUUUGACCCACGCAGUUUGUAUCUAUCGGUAUAUUGUAUCUUCCAGUUCUCCAGUUACCUUUUUGUGCUCGCAUGCCUUGUCUAUCACGCUCUUAUUGCCUCUCAGAGACAGGAAAGUAUUGGCAAGGACGAAGGCCAAUCCUCCUUCCAUCGUGCACUGGACGCUCUUGUUUUGGCUCAACUUGCUUCCUGCUUUGAUGUUGGCCAUGCUCUUCUUGGCUGGGUUCGAUCCAAUUCGUUGAUGGCAUUCUUUCAG